UGUUACAUAACUUAGCACGUGUCCGUGUUGUAGUUUGAAAAAUUCCAUCAGGCUUCAAAGAUUGCUACCAAACUUGCUAGUUUAGCUUCAGAAGCAUCAGGAGUCAAUUUCACCAGCAGAUUGAAUGUAAUGAAAGAGUUGGUUUCUGCUUGGGAAAAUGGACAAGAAGUGGAACUGAUCAGUGAUUCAACUGAAGGAGAGAAACAUGAUGAGGUCUUACAACUACUGCUUAAUCUUGACAAACCUUUGACAGCAGAUGAUCAUUCACUAAAAUCAGACAAAACAAACUUUGCAAAGAAUAAAGCAGUAUGUGCGCCUACUCAAAAUAUCAUUGUUCAGGAGCCAAGAAGUGUUACAGUUAGUGAAUCACAACCACUCUCUCAUCCAUCAGAAACUCUCUCAUCCGAAGCAACUACCUCUAACUAUGACAAACGAAAUUUACAAAAUCUCCAAAGUAUUUUAAUGCCUCCUGUUCUUCGAAAACGUGGCCGUCCAAAAGGCCAUGAAUUGACUGUGAUUGGUUUACCGGCUAAGAAGAAAGCAAAGUCAGGAAAAGUACAACCAUUCAUUAAAUUACACAUAUCAUUGAAAGAGAGAGUCAUGUUAGCAUGGUUUGUGGAUGACAAUAUAGCAGCUGCUGCACUACAAAAUCCCAAGACGCUGAUCAAUGAAUCAGACAUCGAAGUUCAGCAAGAAAACAUCUCUAAUGCAGUCCUUGAUGACAAUGUUGACUUGCACAUAAUUCGAAAGUUUUUCACCGAUGAUGCCUGGCUACUACUUACAGAUGUUGUCAAGCAGAAACGUAAACAUUGCAGUUAUGUCUGCCAAGUUUGCUUUCACAACUUGGAUGAGGAAGCAUCAAUUUUGUGUGACCAUUGCCUCUUGUGGUCCCACAUGAGUUGUAUUGGUCUUAAAGAAAGACCCAAAUCAAAGUGGUGGUUUUGCCGAAGCUGUCACAAGACUAGCAAAUAAGAUAAACUGGUUGUAGAGGCAACCGUUGCUAUGUAAAUUAGACACGUGUGUGUAUUAUGUGCAAGCUAUGCAGUGUUGUUUGACUAUAUAUUAAGAGCAAGAUCUGGCAGAGCAGAUGACAGAAUCAUGUAAUGCUAUUUUACCAGUAUCUUUUUA
Corticium candelabrum is the source of this 1128-nucleotide messenger RNA. RefSeq lists its product as uncharacterized. The transcript is spliced from 6 exons. The coding region runs from base 130 to 972 and encodes 280 amino acids. NCBI's taxonomy places the organism in Eukaryota, Metazoa, Porifera, Homoscleromorpha, Homosclerophorida, Plakinidae. The record is from RefSeq and is a predicted model, not a curated record.